Cynara cardunculus var. scolymus (artichoke) is the source of this 5329-nucleotide messenger RNA. RefSeq lists its product as uncharacterized. The coding region runs from base 54 to 5000 and encodes 1648 amino acids. Gene Ontology annotation, molecular function: zinc ion binding. The transcript is spliced from 11 exons. The record is from RefSeq and is a predicted model, not a curated record. Lineage: Eukaryota; Viridiplantae; Streptophyta; Magnoliopsida; Asterales; Asteraceae.
AGGGUUUUUGGGGUAAUUAGGGUUAGGGUUAGGGUUAGGGUUGUUGUGAGGAGAUGGAAGAGACUGAGCUUGAAGAAGGAGAGGCUUGUUUUGACGACAUUGACGAAAGCAUUGACCCUGAUAUAGCUCUCUCUUACAUUGACAAGAGGCUUCAAGAUGUGUUGGGUCAUUUUCAGAAAGAUUUUGAAGGCGGCAUUUCUGCAGAACUUUUGGGGCCGAAAUUUGGUGGGUAUGGAUCAUUUUUACCCACACAUAAGCAGUCUCCUGCAGUUCAUUCUCAUACGAAGACUCCUCAGAGAAUUCUGAAUUUCAACAAACCGCGUUCACCUGACAAUUUUCGUUUGGAGGGUGUUCCCUUGAAUUCAGUCACACACAGAGAACCUAUCCUCCCUGUUAGACCAGCUGCUGCUGCUGAUGAUUUUGCAAGCAAAGAUACAUCUUCAUUGCUUGUUUCAAUUGGUGCAACAUGUCUAUCAAAAAAUGAAACCAUUGCAAGUAAUGUGGUAAAUCCAACUGAGCAAAGGUCACUGAAGGUACGAAUUAAAGUAGGUUCUGAUAAAUCUGCAAGGAAAAAUAUUGCAAUCUACAGUGGUCUUGGACUUCUUUCUCCAUCUUUCUCAACGGGCAACAAUCCCGAGGAUAGUGGUGGACAACCAACGGAAUCUCAUGAUAUCACUCCUAAUUCUCCUGGCAGCAUAUUACGUGAAAUGACGUCCUUCCUUGUCCCUGGCAACCGGCUGCUCUCACCACUAAAUGAGAGUCUACUUUGCUUAACAAGGAGGGGAAGAGUCUUGGAGAAUAGGCUUACACCUCCCAUCAUGGACAGAAAAAUAAGCUCUACUUUUGUGGAUGAUUCAUCUUCUGUUCUUGGAGAAGGGAAGCUGAUGGAAGGAAAGGAAGUAAGUUCAAGAGACAAAAGUGAAGUUGUGGAAAAAAUGAAAUACAAGAACAGUACAGGUUUUAAGGGUGACAAGGCUCCAUUUCUUGAAAAAGGUGUGGGCGCAGAAUCUCUUGACAGUAAGCAAUAUUUAACCAAUGAUUUCAAAGUCAAGCUGUCAUCCAAUUCUGUACGUUGUAGUGGCGGUAUGUUGACUGCUGCUGUUACAACAUCUGAAGCAAAUCGAGCAGCCAAGAAAGACAUACUUGUAAAGAAAAGAGAAAUACAAAAAGAAUGGAUGAAAGAACAAUUGUUUGGCCCUGAUUUUACAAGCAAGGAGUCAGAGGCGGUCUGUGGGCAGGAUUGUGGAAGCUACGAGCAGAAAGAUGUCAAACAUAGUUCAAUAGAGCAUACUGAGGAAACCAAGGCAAGGUCCUCCACCAAAAAGCUUUCACUUGAUUCAAGGGGAACCGACAGGAUCAAAGGUAGCACAGUUCGUUCAGUUUGUAAAAAUGACACUGAUGUUUCUAAGCAUGAGCCAGAUCGUUUCGAAAAGAAGGUUGCUUCUGAAGCUACCACACGUGAACCGCAUGAAGUAAAAGUACCUCGUGGUAUUAACAAAUUGCCAUUUGAAAAAAAAACAAAGUUAAUGGGUAUUCGAAGCAGUGGCAUAUCACCUUCCAGGUUAGUGAAGGAGAACUUGAGGUCUGGUCCCUCUGGAGCAAUGAAAGACAAGAAGACUGCUCAAAAAGAUAUUGUCAAGGUACGAAAUAGCUACAAAGAUGUACUUGACACAAGGGUGAAGGAACAGAAUGACCAAACAAAAGCAUUAGAGAUGCCCACUGACAAUGGAGCAAAUCGCUGGGAACUUGGGGAAGUAAAAGGUAAACACGUUCCCAUAAAUGAAUUUUCCGCUGAAGCAGCAGUCCCUCUGCCAAUAGAAGUCGCUCCAGCAGCCCCACCAGACAAUUGGGUAGGAUGUGAUCGUUGCGAGAAGUGGCGCCUCCUGCCAAUUGGUAUUGAGCCAGAGAAUCUGCCUGAUAAGUGGCUGUGUAGCAUGUCAACAUGGCUGCCUGGAAGGAAUCAUUGUGAUAUUAGUGAGGAUGAAACCACAAAGGCAGUUCAGGAGAUGAACCUUCACUUAAUUUCUCAGAAGCGGGACAGCCUUCAAUAUAAUGGUAGUGGGGUUAUAUCUGGAGUAGUUCCAGUUAAUGUUGGGAACUCUGGCCAAACCAACUUGAAUAUUAAUGCGGAUACCAAUCCUGAUAGUUGGAAGAAGAACAAGUUCAGACCUGAAGAUAGCAACUCUAGUCUGAGACAAACUUCACAUUCAUCAAUGGAUGCUCAGCAGCAUAAACAGAAAAGAAAAAGUUCGAGUGAAGCAAACCAAUCAUUGCUUGAGAAAAAUGUGGUCAAUAAGCCUAUUGAUCUGCAUCCAAGAAAGUUGAGCAACUUCGCUGUGGGAAGGCAUGCUGCUAAAGUAAAUGGGAAGGAUGUGACUGGAGGUGAUCUGAAGCCUAAAAAGCUGAAAAGCAAGACAGGGUCUGAUCAGUAUCACUAUCUAACUUCAAAUAAGUUCAAGACUGAAGCUGCACCUAAUACUGAUGGUUACCGGAAUAACAAACCUGUUAGGGACCUUGGUGGAAACGGUUUCAGUUCAAAUCCUACUUUGCCAUCCAUGGCAGAUGAGAGAGAUAUGGAACAAGAUGAUGAGCAACUGUACACUAGCAAUGGAGAUCAUCAGUGCAGGGACAGGUUGAUAAUUUCAGUCAAGAGACAGAAGGAAAGUACUCAGGUAUCCAUGAAGAGUAAAUUAUCAGAUAGGAGGAGUUCUGAAAAAGUGGAAAUGCAUGCAAAGAAGAGAAAGUUAAAAGACUGGCAGGAGAGUCAGCCAUAUGGGAACACAUUGGAAAGCACUGAAGAUAACCUUCCUGAUACCAAAACUAGAGAGGAAAGCAGUGAUAGAACAGGAAGGAAAGAGAAGAGAUUAAAGACUUCUAAAACUGAGGUAAAGGAGUCUGCUGCAAGUAAAGGUGAUGACAGAUCUUUCCAUAAAGGAAAAACGAUGAAAAUCAUAUUGCCCGCUAGUAAAGAGAAUUCUGUCGAGAAAAGUCAUGAGAAGAAUCAUCAGCAGGAUAAACAUAGAGAAGAUAGAGAAAAGGCUACUUCUCGACCGAAUCUUAGAGAACUUUAUUCUUCAAGAAAGGAUUUGGAAUCUGAACGAUUUCUGCUUGCUGCCACUUCAAGUUCUUCAAAGGUUUCAGAUUCUUGUAGAAGGGCUAGCUUGCAAGAAAGAAAGGGGUCACCAGUAGAGUCAGUUUCAUCAUCUCCUAUGAGGGCUCUUAAUCUGGACAAGCUUUCACCUGCUGUUGGGAGAAAUAUUUCAAGAAAAGGUCAUGCUAAAAUUGGUGGUACUGGGACUGAAAUUCCAAGAAAGUUAAUGGCCAGGGAAGAUGAUAUGAAGGUCCAUAGAUCUGUGCAAGGCUUACGUGACACUGAUGGAAGUCAAAGAUUUGGUGGCAAAGUUGAACCGAAACAUAAAGAAGCCUCCAAGAUUAGGAACACUCAUAUGAUAAUGUAUGACACUGAUGCUGUUAUGGAACAGGCAACAGGUCAAUCUGAUUUGCAAGCUGUAGAUAAUUGCUGGAGUGAUGGUAGAAUGAGCACGAAAGACGAUGCUACUGGUGCUCUGAUUCCACAGAGUUCUGGGAAGGCAUCUUCAUCAAGGUCCAAGGAAAAUGAUAGAAGAUGUAGUUUCCAAAGAGUAAGGGUAAAGGUGUCUGAUUCAUUUACUGAGCAAGAACCAUAUCCUAAUAAAAUGAGGAGGGUUGAAGUGGAUGCUGCUCAUUGUGAACCUGCCUCAAAUCCUGAAGUAAUAGGUGAUGGGAGACGGAUAUAUCUAAAUGAGUCUAGUGCCAAAGUUAGUAAUGAUGGUAAGAGUGUGGGCAAUAAGAUUUCUAGAAGACGGACCGUUGACACCAUAGGAGAUGAGAAGCCAUCAUUGAUAGAGCAUGCUGGAUCUGAAGCAAAAUUAGGUGAUGUGGGUAGUUCAGGAAUGAAGCCUGUUAAAAGAGACAUGAGAAAAGUAUUUGUGGGUGACCUAUCAAGGAAAAGGGACUUGAAUGAGGAAGAGCAAACAGCAGAAGCUAGCCCUUGCUCUGUAGCUAAGAUAGGCGAGUCUGCUCUGGUUCGUCAUCUGUCGUCUAGAUCUUUGGAAACAACGGCUUUGGAUGUACAAUCAUUUGGCGAUUCUGGUCAUAAUGUGUCCAAAGUAUUGAAACAUACCGGAGAUACUGCUAACCAGAAGGUUAGAAGUCUUGUGACUGACAGUGGUACAAUGAAGGAUCUUGGUGUUAUAAGUUUUGUGAAGGAGUACAUAUCUAGUCAAACUGCUAUGACUGCCUUCAAGAGAGCUGAGGAGUCGAAGGACUAUGCUGAUCGUAUAAAGAUUUCUGGAUUUGAUUAUGAGUGCAAGGAUGCAUACUUUGACUCCGCUUUGAAGUUUCUCUAUGCUGCUAGUCUUCUAGAGGCCUGCAGCACUGACUUAAGCAAAUCAAAAGGAGUGGAUCCAGUGAAUGUUUACAGUACUUCUGCCAAACUUUGCAAAACUUGUGCUCAAGAAUUUGAGAAACAAAAAGAAUUGGCUUCUGUGGCACUGGCUUAUAAAUGCAUGGAGGUGGCAUAUAUGAGGAUAGUUUAUUGCAAGAGCUUGUUGACUAGGCAGGACUUGCAAACAAGUUUGCAAAUGGUUACUCAUGGUGAAUCACCAUCGUCUUCCGCAUCUGAUGUUGAUAACUUAAACAAUCAAGCAACGAUGGACAAGACCAUGUUGUCUAAGAGCAUUGCACAUACUGGAAACCAUGUUGUUGCUCGAAAUCAGGCCAACUUUCUGAGGCUACUUGACUUGACAGGUGAUGUAAGUCUUGCAAUGGAAGCUUCGACAAACACACAGAAAGCUUAUGCAACUGCCAGUGCAAGCCUAGAAGAAGCUCAGAACAAAGAGAUGAUGAUUUCAGUCAAAAGGGUUGUUGACUUCAGUUUUCAAGACAUAAAAGAAGUUGUGUGUUUGGUUCAACAUGCCCGUGAGGCCAUCAAUCGUCAAGGCUUCAGAGGCAGGGAUUAGUUGGCGGCUAAGCUGUAUAUAACAACAUUUUGGCAUCUUUUCUCCAGCAUGCAAGUGCAUGGAGUUUUGUUAAUGAGUCGGACCUAUCUGUACAAAACAGGAUCAGGAUCAGGAUCAAGAUUGAGUUGGUAAUACAAGAAAGUAUAUCAUUUUUGACCGAAAAGAGGUAAAAAUCGUCCACCCUUUUAGCACUUUGUGAUGGUGUUGGGUAUAUGAGAUGAAAACACUGGAGAGGCUUUAUGUAGGGUAUUGUUGCUCUUUAUAACUUUACAUGAUGAUCCAAUUGGUUAGCUUUUACCAUAAAAUAUUUAAAUUUAGAACAAAAAAUC